GAGGCGGUGGGGCCCACAGCCAUGGCGGAGCCUGUGCAGGAGGAGCUCUCGGUCCUGGCCGCGAUUUUCUGCAGGCCCCACGAGUGGGAGGUGCUGAGCCGCUCAGGACCAGAAAAUAACACAGAGAAAAAUGAAAAUUGGUAAGGACUGACAUGGCUGGCUCAGUAGCUUUUCAAGACUUUCCCCCUGGACUACCAACAUGUUUCUUUCCUGUGGUUCCCUGCACCAGAGAGGACCCGAGACAGAUGGGACCGUGUUCAGAAUUCACACAAAAGCUGAAGGAUUUAUGGAUGUGGAUAUACCUCUGGAAUUGGUGUUCCAUUUGCCAGUCAAUUAUCCUUCAUGUCUACCUGGUAUCUCGAUUAACUCUGAACAGUUGACCAGGGCCCAGUGUGUGACUGUGAAAGAGAAUUUACUUGAGCAAGCAGAGAGCCUUUUGUCGGAGCCUAUGGUUCAUGAGCUGGUUCUCUGGAUUCAGCAGAAUCUCAGGCAUAUCCUCAGCCAACCAGAAACUGGCAGUGGCAGUGAAAAGUGUACUUUUUCAACAAGCACGACCAUGGAUGAUGGAUUGUGGAUAACUCUUUUGCAUUUAGAUCACAUGAGAGCAAAGACUAAAUAUGUCAAAAUUGUGGAGAAGUGGGCUUCAGAUUUAAGGCUGACAGGAAGACUGAUGUUCAUGGGUAAAAUAAUACUGAUUUUACUACAGGGAGACAGAAACAACCUCAAGGAGUACUUGAUUCUUCAGAAAACCUCCAAAGUAGAUGUGGACUCAAGUGGAAAGAAAUGCAAAGAGAAAAUGAUUAGUGUACUGUUUGAAACAAAAGUACAGACAGAACACAAAAGGUUUCUGGCAUUUGAAGUCAAAGAGUAUUCAGCGUUGGAUGAAUUACAAAAGGAAUUUGAAACUGCAGGACUUAAGAAGCUUUUCUCCGAAUUUGUACUUGCUCUGGUAAAAUGAAAUGGAAGACAGGAAUCUUUUAGUAAAAUAGCAGUGUUUUUUGUUGUUUUUGCAUUGGAUUUGGGGAGUGGUUAAUUGAAAUAGUCAAUUUUAAAGUUUCUCUGAAGCAAAAUGAUAGGCAUCAUUCUAACUUCAGGAACAAAAGCCAGUUCUGUUUUAUGAAAUAUUAAACAUGAAGAAAACUUGUAUAUUCUAAUGUUUGCCAGGAAAGGCUAGGUUCAGUAGAUGAGACAUUAUUUAAAAGAUAAAUUUAAAAAGAUGGUAAAUGAACACUUGUUUUUAUAGACAAUAUUUGUUUGAAACUAUGUAAUUUUCUGGCUAAUUUUCUUGUAAUUAAAUGAUUUUUUAAAAAAGA
Homo sapiens (human) is the source of this 1313-nucleotide messenger RNA. RefSeq names its product RWD domain containing 3 (gene RWDD3). Lineage: Eukaryota; Metazoa; Chordata; Mammalia; Primates; Hominidae. The record is from RefSeq and is marked validated. The transcript has 5 exons. Gene Ontology annotation, biological process: positive regulation of protein sumoylation; positive regulation of hypoxia-inducible factor-1alpha signaling pathway. Gene Ontology annotation, cellular component: cytoplasm; nucleus. The coding region runs from base 200 to 958 and encodes 252 amino acids.